This is a messenger RNA of Pimephales promelas (fathead minnow), 3405 nucleotides long. Lineage: Eukaryota; Metazoa; Chordata; Actinopteri; Cypriniformes; Leuciscidae. The record is from RefSeq and is a predicted model, not a curated record.
AGAUUUUUUACACUUGAAUCAUCAGAUUCGGAUGCUAAUCAUCCAGACAGAAGCAGAACCAGCGGCUGAAGCGGGUCCCCAGCGGGUCCAGGGCAGGAUUUGAAGUUUGGACGAUGAUCAGCUGAUCUGGGUCUCAGCGCUCGUGCUUAGUUUGUUGAGGCUGCGGUCCCGGUUUCUAUAGGUAACGGGCACGCGCACAGAUUUCACCAUAAUAAUUACUCCGUUUCUCCUUCUGGGAAUCAGAUAUGACGUCAAAGCAGAAGAAGGGUCUCAGAGGCUCUAUAGAUGACGUGUUAGGAGAUCUGCUGGGUGGUGAUGAUGAUGAAGGUCCAGUGAAGGUGCGUUCGCCAGCACUUUUGUCCAGCAGACCCUCGGCCGCCCUCACGUCACGCAGCGGGAAGAGGUCGCUGCUGGACGAUGAUUUCUUCAGUAAACUGGCAGAAGAGGCUGAGAAAGAUGAGGAGGUGUCUGAUGUUUCUGAGGCCGACCCUGCCGCUCUGCUGGACAGCAUGAAGGACAUAGACGACAUGGAUGCGGAUCUGUUCAGCUCAAAGAAGAAGCCGAGCUCAGCUCCGGUCCAGAGGAAAGAAGUGAAAGGAGGAGAUAAGAGCAAAUCCACAGAGGAAGCAGUGAUAAAGCCCAGUUCGGCUCCGGCCUCCACAGCGAGACCUUACAAGAAGUUCAGCUUUCUGGAUGAUGAAGGUGGGGGUGUUGAUCCUCCUCUUCCUCCUCCUGAUGAUGAAGGUCACAUGGACGGUUCGUUGGAUGAUUUACUGGACGAUCUGGAAGACAAGCAGAAGACGAUGAAGAAAAGCGAGUCUUCCUCACCUGUCGCUUCUCAGAAAACUGAGAGGAAGAGGGACGAGCUGACGUUUGAUGAUGAGGAUGAUCUGAUGGACGCCCUGGGCUUCAGAGAAACACACAAAUCAAACGGAAAUGGAGCGACUGUGAAGAAAGAGAGCGAUCCUCCUCCGAGAGCUCGCACCAAACUGGAUGAGAUCUUGGGCCGAGGGACGUCUCCUCGUCUGCUGGAGAGACCCGUGACGGGAGAGAAGAGCUCGACGGGAAGAGCGCCUCUGGUGGACGAGGAGGGCUUCACGUUCGGCUCAUAUCAGCCCACGAUGGCUUCGACCCCAGAGGAACGUCAGUCCCGGAGACAGUCGGUCAGAUUCUCGACUGAAGACGUGAGCGCUCACUCGCCCGAACACAAACCCAAACCCUCGUCACGUGCCGUCCGGCCCCGAUCGGACUGGCUCGGCCUGAAGCGGGAGGAGGAAGAGGAACAGACGAAGGAGGAACCCAAACAACCCAGACAACCUGUCCCAGAAUCCCCGAAGACUCCAGCGUCUCCAUCAUUACCGGCUGGAGAAGAGACGCCCGCACCCGCCUCUCUUAAACCCAACUCGAGAGACCAAGACCAGGACUGGCUCUCAGGAGCGCUGAGUCGCAGGAAAACACAGCCCGGCAGCCAAUCAGAGGAAAGAGAGAGCAAACAGGAAGUGACGUCGGGUCCGGCUGAGGAUGUGGUUCUCAGCUCUAAAUCAAACGCCUCACGAAGACGAGCGGACGAGCCCCCCGUCACAAACACAGAGCACAGCAGAGAGUCCACUGGCAUCUCUAUCCAACACAACACAAGCACAGAAACGCAACAUAAACCUGUGUCUGUUGUUCCAGUGUUUACACCAGCGGAGGACCUGCGUCCUGCUGCACCUGUGACACACACACACACACCUCUGGCUGCAGACAACCUACAGCAGCUGCUCUUACAGCAACAGGUGAGGAGCUCACAGCUGGAGAGAGAUCAGAAUCAGAUGCUGUUAGAAAGUGUCCAGCAGAGGCACAAACAAGACACUGAGAUCAUGGAGAACAUGCACAGAGCGCGUGUGAAGCUGCUGGAGGAAUCGUCUGCUCAGCGAGAGUCCCGCUUGCGUCAGGAGAACGAGGAUCUGGCGGAGAGACUGGCGGCCGUCACACGUGUGGCGGAGCAGGAGCGAAUCGAGAUUCAGAACCAGCUCCAGCGCAGACUCACACAGAGCCAACAGGACCGAGACCGAGAGGUGGAGAGACUCCGAGACCUGCAGAGGAAGUCCAUCCUGGAGAUGAAGAGAGAUCACGAAGAGCAGAUCCAGCACCUGAAGAAGCUGAAGGACGAGGAGAUCGACGCCGUGACCAGCGCCACGUCCCAGACCAGGUCUCUGACGGCCGUCAUCGAGCAGAUGGAGCUGUUCUCCCGCAGGCUGGGCGACCUGUCGUCUCGUGUGGAGAGUUCACAUGAGCACACGGCUCAGGGGCUCGAGCUCGGAGCCAGACAGAGAGACCAGCAGCUCAGAGUGCUGCAGGAGCGUUUGAGUCAGCAGCAGCGCGAGAUGAGCGAAGAGAGGUCACGGCUCAAAGAGGUCAUCGCCAAGAUGGACACACAGCUGGGCGAGCAGCAGAGACAGCUGGAGAAGGAGCGCUGGCGUGUGACGUCAGAACAGGCCAAAGCAGAAUCCUCUCUGAGAGGACUGGAGGAGGAGAGACGGACCAUGAUGCAACACUUCAGCAUGGAGAGAGAGGAGCUGGAGAGGGCAAAGAGCGCUCUGCUGGAGGAGCAGCAGUCCGUCAUGACACACUGCGCUGAAGAGCGGCGGAAACUGGCGGCCGAGUGGAGCCGCUUCCACACGCAGGAGAUGCUUCGACAGGAGCGGGUCGAGAGAGAGGCCAGCCGCCUCAUGGAGAGAGACGCGAACAGAGAGGGAUCCAUCCUCAGCAUGGCACAGGAGCAGGCGGAUCUGAAGCUGCGCGCCGGAGAGCUGAAGCAGAAGGAGGAAUCGCUGCAGAGAGAGAGAGACGGUCUGGAGACGCUGAGGCAGGAGCUGGACAGAGAGAAGGAGAAGCUGAGCGCCACGGCCCUGCGACUCAAGACACGCGCUCAGGAAGUGGAGGCGUUCAGCAAGCUGGCGUCCGAGCGCUUCGAGGAGGGAGAGCGAGCGCUGAGAGAGGCCAGACAGGUGGAGGACGAACAUCAGGCCAGACUGCGCAGCAUUCAUGCCCAGCUGGAGCGCCUCCGACAGCAGGAGCACAGCUUACAGCAGGAGCGCUUGAGGAUGACGGAUCAUCACAGAGACAUGGAGCGACUGAGACACACUCUUCCAGUCAAUCCAGUGACGUCAGCGCCUCUCAUCGCAGAUUUCUCUCCAGCGCUGGCCAGCACACACCUGAACGCCGCUGUCGACCCGUUGCCCGGCGAACUACACGCCCGCCUCGCCCUCAUCAAACACACCGCAGAGAAGGACAGAGACUUCCUGCAGGAGGAGCAAUACUUCCUGGACACUCUGAAGAAAACAUCGUUCAACACAUGACAGGAGGCAUUCAUAUCUUUCUACAAUGUUUAUUCUCAUCAAAUAAAGCAGUUUUUAGAAAUUC